Messenger RNA from Camellia sinensis, 459 nucleotides. Lineage: Eukaryota; Viridiplantae; Streptophyta; Magnoliopsida; Ericales; Theaceae. The record is from RefSeq and is a predicted model, not a curated record.
AUGCCUUCGGCGGCAGCAGCAGCAAUACCAAUACCAAACUCCCCUAUAUUCUCACCAUCAGCCAUGGUUUCUCCAUUGUUGUGCAAACCCUCCAAUUCUUCUCCUCUAACCCUAAACCUCCACCAUGGAUCAUCAUCACCAUCGUCAACGCCAUCAAAUUCAUCAUCGUCUCCGGCGUGUCUGUUAUCACCUCUAACGCUACCGCUGCACAGCCCGCUGAAUGAUGGUCUGGUUUCUUUUUCUUCUUCUACUUCGCCGACUCUUUUGAACAGGAAGAGGCCAGCGAGGAUCAACAUUCCAACGCCUUCGUUGAAUUUUCCGGCGGCUGUGGUGGAUGGGUUGUUGAAUGAGGUGGAGUUUCAGGGUGAUGGUUAUUUUGUCUAUUGUAAGAGAGGGAAAAGGGCUGCCAUGGAGGAUCGCUAUUCGGCCCUUGUUAAUCUUCUUGGAGAUUCUAAACAG